This is a messenger RNA of Salmo salar (Atlantic salmon), 2662 nucleotides long. Lineage: Eukaryota; Metazoa; Chordata; Actinopteri; Salmoniformes; Salmonidae. The record is from RefSeq and is a predicted model, not a curated record.
CAAGAAAGCAUGUAAUUGACAAAGUCACGUGUCUAGUACUGGCAGAGGCACAGCCAGUAAGCGAGUGAGAGAGCAAGCGCACGAAGUGGAUUGAACGAGGAAAGGGUUGAAGGAGAGAGAAAUGACAAAAUAUCAAAAGAGGGAAAGCACGCUGUACCAUGCGAGCUAAAUUUGUGACCGCUGGAAUUGAGGAUGUCGGAUUAAUGGUGACUAUCAUAACCCGUUUUCGCAGAGGAAGCUUUUCGAUUGGAACUUUCGAACAGAGGGUCCGCGGGGAAACAUGGCCGAAGGAGGGGCGGGUAAAGGUGGCGGAGAAGACGAAGCCAAGUCGACGGAGCAGGAAGAGCGAAUUCGGCCCCAGCUUCUGUCAGGAACAGGCCACUGCAAGUGGUUUAAUGUUCGAAUGGGGUUCGGAUUUAUAUCAAUGACCAGCAGCGAGGGGAGCCCCGUAGACCCCCCUCUGGACGUAUUUGUUCACCAAAGUAAACUGGUGAUGGAGGGCUUCCGCAGCCUGAAGGAGGGCGAGCAGGUGGAGUUCACCUUUAAGAAGUCCUCCAAGGGCCUGGAGUCCCUAUGGGUGACGGGGCCGGGCGGGGGACCGUGUGCGGGCAGUGAAAGGAGACCCAAAGGGAAGGUCCCACCCCAGAAGAACCGCAAACCAAAGGGAGACCGUCCUCUGUCCAGCUGUUAUAACUGUGGAGGUCUGGACCACCAUGCCAAGGAGUGUGGCCUGCCCCCCCAGCCAAAGAAAUGCCACUACUGCCAGAGCAUCAGGCACAUGGUGGCCCAGUGUCCCCACAAGGUGCUGGCGCCCCCCACAGGCUUUCAGGAUCCCCUGUACCCCUCUACCUCGGCCCACCUGUACCCCGCAGACGAGGAGCAGCGGUCGGGAUCGUCCCCCCUUGAGGGCCCCUCGCCCUCCCCAGAGGAGCUACCCCAGUCGCAUCGCGUUGGCCCCCAGAGGGGGAGGAAAUAGGGGAAGAGCUGUACCUGACUCCCCUCACCUAAGGAACCCCUCUUAACUCCCACCCAUAUAUCUACCUCGCACUUGUGGAAAUAAUAGGUCUAUUUUCGGCGGGACCAGCGCAGCUAUGGCAACGAUCAUCAGGGGUACGGAUGUAUGUGAAUGUGUGUGACUGACUGGCUGUCUUCCAGUGGCAGCUAUGACAACCAUUGCUGGCGAUAUGGAUUCAUGUGAAUGACUUGUCUCUUUGUGUGUGACUGGUCUCUAUCAGUGCAGCUCAAGAGAUGAUAUGGUCUUAAAGAGAACCAAGGUUGGUGGUGAAUCUGAUGACUCUCUGGGUUAGAUGACUCUCUGGGUUAGAUGACUCUCUGGGUUAGAUGACUCUCUGAUGACUCUCUGGGUUAGAUGACUGUGUUAGAUGACUCUGGGUUUGACUCUGGGUUAGCUGACUCUCUGGGUUAGAUGAUUCUCUGACUCUGGGUCAGAUGACUCUCUGGGUUAGCUGAUUCUCUGACUCUCUGGGUCAGAUGACUCUCUGGGUUAGCUGAUUCUCUGACUCUCUGGGUUAGAUGACUCUCUGGGUUAGCUGAUUCUCUGACUCUCUGGGUUAGAUGACUCUCUGGGUUAGAUGAUUCUCUGACUCUCUGGGUUAGAUGAUUCUCUGACUCUCUGGGUUAGAUGACUCUCUGGGUUAGAUGACUCUCUGGGUUAGAUGACUCUCUGGGUUAGAUGACUCUCUGGGUUAGAUGACUCUGGGUUAGAUGAUUCUCUGACUCUCUGGGUUAGAUGACUCUGGGUUAGAUGACUCUCUGGGUUAGAUGACUCUGGGUUAGAUGACUCUCUGGGUUAGAUGACUCUGGGUUAGAUGACUCUCUGACUCUCUGGGUUAGAUGUGACUCUCUGGGUUAGAUGAUUCUCUGACUCUCUGGGUUAGAUGAUUCUCUGACUCUCUGGGUUAGAUGAUGUCAUCCAUAACUCUUUCUGCGGCAAUUUCUGAAUAGGACUCGCUUCUCUUAGAUUUUGGUCCACCUGGUUCAUAUUUAUAUUAUAUGACCGUUCCAAAGGUCAUGAUGUGGCGAUCCAGCAGAGUUAAUUUUAAGCAUUAAGGAUUUUAAAUAAGGCCUUGAUGUAGGCCAGUGCUUCUUAAUCCUGUUUAUUUUAGUUUUAUCCUUAGCAUCUACACACUAGAUUCAACUAAUCAACUCACCACCAAGUGUUUGAUUAUAGUUCUACCUGGCACCAAGAAGGGUUCUACCUGGCACCAAGAAGGGUUCUACCUGGCACCAAGAAGGGUUCUACCUGGCACCAAGAAGGGUUCUCCUAUGGGGACAGCCGCAGAACCGUUUUUUUUCCUAAGAGUGCGGGAUCAGGAUUGGGAAACACUGAUAGGCCCUGUAUCAAAACAAUGGAACCUCAACCAAUCAGAAGCAAAAUGAUUCUUUAAUGUGGCCUAUCCAAUCAGUGUAGAGGAGAUUACCAUGGAUACCAGAGUGAACGUCAUCCCAACCAGUAGCCUAACUGUCGCUCCUAAUCCACAGAAGAUGAGACUUUCUAGUUCAGUGGUACUGACAAUUGACUGCAGAGUACAUAGCAUUGAAUCCAGGCAUGUGUGCAUACUUGCUUGUGUGUGAAUGGGGUUGUGUGUGAGAGUGUCGGUGGGGGUGUGAGUGGGGUUGUGUGUGUGUGUGUGAGUGGGGU